Molecule: messenger RNA, 1077 nt
Organism: Schistocerca cancellata (South American locust)
Lineage: Eukaryota; Metazoa; Arthropoda; Insecta; Orthoptera; Acrididae
Product: translation initiation factor IF-2-like
Exons: 4
Coding region: 1-1077 (358 amino acids)
Source: RefSeq, a predicted model, not a curated record
AUGGACGUCCAGGUCUCGCGCCGCGGCGCAGCCACUCGGUUCCGCAGGAGGGCCCCGCGGCGCGGUCUCGCUUCGAGGAAGUCACGGCCGGGCACCGCGCCGGGCUCGCCUGGGCUGGGCUGGGCUGUGCUGGGCUGCGGUUUUCCGCGGGUUACGCCAGCCGCGGCGGCCUCGCGGCCCGCCCGCCUUCUCGAGUUGCCGCCCGUGGCGCCCGCCCACCCACCGCUGCUGAACCCGAGCCGAGCCGGGUCGAGCCACGGAAGCCAGCGCGAGGCCAGCCGGGACGCCCGCGUUAUCGCCUCUCCUGCUCCUAAAGCCCGGCGGCCCGGCAGCACGCAGCUGGGAGAACCCGGUGCGCCUACCUCGCCCGUCUUCAACUACCGAGCAGGCGGCGUGUCUUACCGCGCGGGCACCGCCACGCCGCGCCGGCAACCGGACUCGAACCAAGUCCAAGGGCAGGGCACGGCUCCCCGAGGGCCACUUCCAGAGGGGGCCGGCGCGCUGCAGGGCCGCAAGAGGCCCUUAUCGCCGCCUGAAGGGCAGGACCGGCGCCAGCCAUUAGGGACGCUCUCACUGCAGGAACGCGUGAGCGGGAGAGGAAAAGGCGAAACGCGGCCGGCGGUGCCGGUGACUGUCAAGAUCAGCUGCUCGCCACAGCGGCCCACGCCGUCGCUUUCGAACUUCCCGCCCCGGUACGCCGGGCGCCGCCCACCUGUUGCUCGGGCGUUUGUUUACAACGCGUCGCGAGUGCAGCGUCGGUGGGCGUCUACGCGCGGGCAGAGGCGCGCAGCAGGUAGCAGGGCAGACUUACCGGGCGGCCCCGCAGGCGUGUGUGAGGAGCGGCUGUGUGGCUGUGGCGGUGACGUCCGUGGGGAGCGAGCGCCGGACACUGAGUGCCGGCCACGGGCGCUCCGGCCGGCGCGCCGCCGCGGGUCACGUGACGGCUACGUCACGCGGGCCGCCGCUUUCCUUACAGGUACACACGGCACGGCACGCGCUGCGGCGCCGACACUUGCGAAAUACGUACCCGCUCGGCCCUUUAGGCAUUUUCUCGGACCUGCUGUGACCGGCUGCUGA